Pygocentrus nattereri (red-bellied piranha) is the source of this 3206-nucleotide messenger RNA. It is a transcript of the gene tinagl1, whose product is annotated as tubulointerstitial nephritis antigen-like 1. The transcript has 12 exons. The record is from RefSeq and is a predicted model, not a curated record. Bases 205 to 1641 code for a protein of 478 amino acids. Gene Ontology annotation, cellular component: lysosome. NCBI's taxonomy places the organism in Eukaryota, Metazoa, Chordata, Actinopteri, Characiformes, Serrasalmidae. Gene Ontology annotation, molecular function: cysteine-type peptidase activity; peptidase inhibitor activity. Gene Ontology annotation, biological process: proteolysis.
AGAGAGGCAGAGGGCAGAGAGGGGCUGAAAGUGAGAGUGAGAGAGUGAGAGUUGGGAAAGAGAGAGAGAGAGAGACGGGAAGAGAAGGGAAGGGAAGGGAAACUCACUUACUCUUGUGUCUGCAAGUGCUGGGGUGUAGAAACCUGCAUGUGAAAUCGCUACAUUUCCUUUCUGGAUUAAAACAGCGCAGAGGAUUUAUUUAAUAUGACAAGGCAAGUGAUGAGGCUGAUGUUGCUAGUCAUUGCUGUGUUCCUCCUGCUGGUGGAGGGAAGUAUGGUGGUAAGAACUCUGUCCCGCAGUCGGAGGGAGUUGGCCAGCCCGCUGCACGUGGGGGGCAUCCGGGACCCAUACGGCUCCUACUGUCAGCGGAGAGGAGGCUGCUGCGAGGGCAGGAACGACCAGUGCACCAUGCUGUACCUGGACACCAUUUGCUACUGUGACCUCUUUUGUAACCGCACCGUUUCCGACUGCUGCCCAGAUUUCUGGGGACACUGUCUGAGAGUUCCCCCACCAUAUAUAAGUGUUUGUGAAAGAAACGGCCACAAGUUCCAUUCAGGUGCCACCUACAAAGAAAACUGCAAUUUAUGCACCUGUGGGCCAAAUGGGCAGUGGAACUGUGAGCAGCAUGCUUGUUUGAUAGAGCCUGACAUGAUCCAGGCAGUGAACAGAGGAAACUAUGGCUGGAGGGCAGCCAACUACAGUGAGUUCUGGGGGAUGACUCUGGAUGAGGGGUUGCGCUACCGUCUGGGCACUCAGAGGCCUUCCCGAGCCAUCAUGAGCAUGAACGAGAUUCAGAUGAAUAUGGACAAUAAUGAGGAUAUACCCAGUUACUUCAAUGCAGCUGAGAAAUGGCCAGGAAAAAUCCAUGAGCCACUGGACCAGGGCAAUUGUGCAGCCUCCUGGGCCUUCUCCACAGCAGCUGUAGCAUCAGACCGAAUUUCCAUUCAGUCUAUGGGUCACAUGACUCCUCAGCUCUCACCCCAGAAUCUGAUUUCCUGUGACACACGGAACCAGGGGGGCUGUGCUGGGGGGCGCAUUGAUGGGGCCUGGUGGUACAUGAGAAGAAGAGGGGUGGUGACACAGGAGUGCUAUCCAUUCUCUCUGCCCGAGCAGACCCCUGCUGAGGUCAGCCGCUGUAUGAUGCAGAGUCGCUCUGUGGGCCGAGGGAAGAGACAGGCCACAGUGCGCUGUCCCAACAGUUACAGCUACCACAACGACAUCUACCAGUCCACCCCACCCUAUAGGCUGUCCUCAAAUGAGAAGGAGAUAAUGAAGGAGAUCAUGGAAAAUGGGCCUGUGCAAGCCAUCCUGGAUGUCCAUGAGGAUUUCUUUACAUACAAGAGUGGAAUCUAUCGGCACACAAACGUCAACUUCCACAAAUCGCCACAGUACCGCAAGCAUGGAACACACUCUGUGAGGAUCACAGGGUGGGGAGAAGAAAGAGAUUACAACGGGAGAACACAGAAGUACUGGAUUGCUGCCAACUCAUGGGGCAAGAACUGGGGUGAGGAUGGCUACUUCCGCAUUGCGCGAGGAGAAAACGAAUGUGAGAUCGAGACCUUCGUGAUUGGCGUGUGGGGCAGGGUAACCAUGGAGGAUAUGCACAGCCACCAUCACCACCAUCACGGAAGACGCAAAUAGUGACGUGCAUUAGAGCCUGUCUCUGAUCCUCGCCCCCUCCUCCCUGUGAGAGCCGUGUACACCUCAUUGCCAACAAACACAAAAUGCUCAGUCAGGACUAUGGCAGGAGAGUGGGAUGUGGUUUCCAUCAAAGCCAUCAAAUGCAAUAUCCAGUGAUAUUCUUGCAAUAUCUAUUCAAAUAUAUUAUCAUUGUCAGCGCUGUUAAGUGCUCAACACCAUUUAAAAUUGUAAACACUGGAGUCUGCAGACUCAUGCUGUUGCUGUGGCUAUGCUGUGUAAAAAGAAUCCCUAAUUAUGCAAUAAGCUUUGCAUCAGUUUUUUUACCGUGCUAAAGAGAAAACAAUGCAAACAGCAAGUCAUUUAAUUUUUUUACACCAAUAGUUAGGCAAUGGUUUGUGUUGGUGGAAACCUGUCUCCAAGAGUUCCCUGCUGGCCCUCUGCUGACCACAGGACUCAAUUACAAGCCACUCAGGACUCUGUGUUACAAAGAUCACUUCUCACAGGUUCUCUUCACUGCAGUGACCACAGUUCACCUCACUUAGUCUGAAAUGUCUACUUUUGUUUUUAAGGAUGGUUCUACUUUUCAUGGUGUUUUUUUUUUACUUUAUUUUUAUUUUAUUAUAGGUUAUAAUGCAUUUUAGAUCUCCUGCUCAGCAGUUUAGAACAAAGGAAUCAGGGGAUUACAAUGUAAUGGUGGCUAUCUUACUCCAAUGCAUUCAUCAGUAAUAUUCUCAUAUGUAAACAAAAUACAUUCCAGCAUUGAGGCAAAAAUAUACACUGGAAAGGCAACAGAUAAGGGGGUGGAUUAGGAGGUUUGGUUUAUGAUCAAUUAUUUAUUCUGAAAUUCCCUAGAACUGUUUUUGCAAUAAAUAUAUCUAUGAUUGUGUACUUUUUUCUGAAAGAUUGGUUGCAUUAGUUUAUUUAGCCCAAGUGCAAACAAAAUGCUUUUCACCCACGGAACAGAGAUGAUUUCUGCAUGAGAUGUUUGUUUAAACCAAACAAAUUAUAUAGCGUUUCUAUGCCAGUGAGAACUGAACAAGGAAAUAUGUCACUGACAUGAAUUACUGCUUUUUGUUGAGGAGAUGAAAUUGUUCUCAAUUAGAUACGAUGGUCAAGUUUUGCAACUAAUUCCUGCCCAAGACUUACUAUUUUUUGUACUGUAAACAAAAAAGUAGUUUUGUAAGAACUUUAUAUCAAACACAUCAGUGGCACAUUAUAAGAUCAGUAAUGCCUUCUAUAUAAGUAUUUGGACAAGUUCUGUUUGAUUGUAGGCCCUAACCUUCCCACUGUUGAACACAGCAGUGAAUUAAAGUUAGUGAAAGUAAUCUAGAGUGGGAGUGUGACCAAUCGAUUUAAGUCUCACCAGUUCUGAAGUACAGAACUCUCUUAUAUUAGUCUUAAACUACUUUCUUUAUGUAGACUAACCAGACUGUGCAUAAUGUCACCUUACUUUAUUUGUCGUUACUUUUAACAUUUUAAGAAAAAAAAAAACAUUUUUGAUAUAUUAAUGGUGCAAAUGCUAUUAUGGGUGAAAAGAGAACAAGACCACUGAGUAUUGGAUUUUA